AUGGUGAAUAGCAAAGUGGUUGUACCCCAGAUUGUCUUCAAGUACAGCCCGUUCAAGUACUACAUGAGUAAGCUGCGUAUGUGGAAGCUCAGAUGGACGUGGGAUCGCAGCUUUAAGGAGCGCGACUUUGUGGAGGAGUCCAAGAAGGCAGCUGUCUCGCUGACCGAUAUAAUACGUAUGCGUGAUAUGAAAAAUAUUGACAAGUUUUCGACCUCAAACGUGUACUAUCAAAUGGCUACCGAAUCCGUUAACUUUCCACACAAAUCCUUUUCGCAAUUGUUGCGAUUCCGCAAGCAGGACAUACGUCAGGCAGUUCCCAUCAAUGUGCAUCUGCAUGAUAUACUGGGACUGCGGUAUGCACUCAUCGAUGUUGUUUUUGUUGGAUUGCGUCAUGUGGCCGACUGCGAGACGAGUUCGGAUCUUGAGAUAAUGAAAAAUGCGCUUAUUGAAAUGGAGCCGGAGCUAAAGCCACAGCUAGAAGAUCCCGGUUGCCAAUUGCCCUAUGUUUUCGUUGAACUUUUUAUGCGAUUCAGGCGAAACUAUUCGAAUGCUGAACAAAUUUCUGGAGCAGAGUUGCAAAACCACACAAACCGUUGGCUGGUCUCCGUAUACAAAAUUUGCAGAUUCAAUAUAUUCACCGUGCCUCCUGCUAUAUAA
Drosophila hydei is the source of this 657-nucleotide messenger RNA. RefSeq lists its product as uncharacterized. The transcript has a single exon. Lineage: Eukaryota; Metazoa; Arthropoda; Insecta; Diptera; Drosophilidae. Bases 1 to 657 code for a protein of 218 amino acids. Gene Ontology annotation, biological process: protein insertion into mitochondrial inner membrane from matrix; inner mitochondrial membrane organization. Gene Ontology annotation, molecular function: ribosome binding. Gene Ontology annotation, cellular component: mitochondrial inner membrane. The record is from RefSeq and is a predicted model, not a curated record.